Messenger RNA from Hypomesus transpacificus, 8112 nucleotides. RefSeq lists its product as uncharacterized. Gene Ontology annotation, biological process: DNA repair; telomere maintenance. NCBI's taxonomy places the organism in Eukaryota, Metazoa, Chordata, Actinopteri, Osmeriformes, Osmeridae. The record is from RefSeq and is a predicted model, not a curated record. Gene Ontology annotation, molecular function: DNA helicase activity.
AGAAGACGAUCAAAACCUCACUUUGGAUUGACGACAGACAGAUAAAACUUGUGACUGCUGUAGUAAAGAUGCCACAAUCCAGCAAGCGAUCAAAGGCAGCGAAGAAGAGGAUGGCUGCUCCAGAGGACCACGGGUCUCCUGUUGAGGUUAAACUUCCUCGUGAAAAAAAAGCAAAACCAUCGGGGGUUGGGCCACCUCCCUAUCCCAAGGCCAAACAUACUAAACCAAACUCUACCAACAAACAAACGUACUCUGAAAACCACCCAAUUAUACCAAACUCUACAAACAAACAAACUAUUACAAACUCUGAAAAACAACAAACUAUUACAAACUCUGGCAACCAACGACUUUGUGCAACCCCUUUCCGUACACAGAUUCCAGACUCCGUAUCCGUACAUCUUUGUCAAACAGACAAACUAACUUCAACUAACUCAAUGCCUACCACUGUGAACAAGCACCCUGUUACUGAUGAUGGUUUCUCCUUGACUAAACCUGUUACUUUUCCAGAGAGAUCAGUGCUGAUGGGAUCCUUUCAUCAAGGUCAUCCACAGUUUGGAGAUGCACAGAACAAGCAGUGUGGUGCCAUCAGUCUGACUGCAGUUUUGAAGAGCAAGACUAAGAGUGUGUUGACUUGGAAUACUCAAGAUUUAGAUGAUGUUUUGGUGAAAGGGACUUGCCUGUGUAGAUCAAUGAGAGCUCAGGGUAAAAUAAGAGACCAUGUCAGAGGAAGAGGUUACAUUGCUGUGUCUGAACUGCCAACAAGACAUAGGUUGUGGAAUUCUGAUUUCAGAUUAAACUUUGCUGACUCGUUUACUGGAUUUGUUCAUGUUGAGGAUUACGACCAUGCUGUAUGUGAUGUUGCCAUGCCAUUUGAUGUAGCAUUACAACGAACACUGUUGAGUCAUGACGCAUGUCUCUUAACCAUUUGUGCUAAUACAUGUGCUAUUGUAAAAGAGGGAACAUGGUUUGCGCUAAUUGAUUCACAUGCUAAUAGAAAUGUUAACAAGAAACAACAUAUGGCAAGUAUUGUUGCAUAUUUUAGCUCUGCUGAAUCUCUGUACAGGUAUGUUUUUGACUUUGCAAGCUCAGUUGGAGAAAAUACACCACGCUUUGAGAUAACUGGAGUUGAAGCAGUCAUGAUUGCUGUCAGUGCAGAGCUGUAUGGAAUGUGUAAUGAUGCAGGUACAUCUUCCAGUUACAUGGUAAACACAGCGAUCUCUCCAAACAGCAGCCUGCUGUACAGUGAUGUUGUGAAAGGAAAUGGUAAGGUGUACAGACAGCAGGUAGUCAAGUCAACUACUGGAAAUGGCACAAAAGAUCCUGUGCAAACGAAAGCUGCUGCCACUGCUGAUGUAUUCUCAAGCACAGCACUCUACAGUGAUGUUCUGAAGCAGAAGCCUAAGGUUUGUGAUGAUGGGUUUUCUAGUGAUGUUUCCAAACAAAGUGUUGACAUGCCUGAAGUAUAUGCUGUUAGAUCUGAUACCACAAAUAAACACAGUGCACAAAAUGAGUACACAUCUGUAAAGGAUUACGUGACCAAGUCAAGAAUGUGUUACUGUGGUUCAUGGGCAACCGAGAUUGACAUAUAUGCUGCAGCUGACUUUUUAGACACAACUAUAAUGACUUUUAAUGAUGGAAGAUGGAAUGCACACCGGCCCACAACUACAAAUCCACAGUCAUGCACAGAAAAUGGUAUCUUCUUAAACCACACAGGCAACCAUUAUGAAGUUGUACAAUGUGUUAAACAGAGAGAUGCACAAAAUGUUUGUGCAGGAAUGUGUCAGCCUGGAGAGAUUGAUCUUUUGAAGACACGUUUAAGGAAAAGGAAAUUAAUGGAUGGAAGAGAAAACGUGAAAGCUAAGAAAGAACGCGAACAGUACUGGAAGAAUUCUGAUUACAGAGAGCAAAAACUAAAAAUUCUUAAAGAUAAAUAUCACAAAGAGUCGCAAAAAUAUAAGCUGGAUAAUUAUUUGAGGAAAUAUAAGACAAAUCGUGAAUUUCAGAAACUCAGACGUGAAUACUGGAAGAGUAAAUAUAGGAAGAAUCUUGACUUUAAAGAAAGUGUACGAGCAUACUCUAAAAGUAAAUACAGAAGGAAUGUUGAUUUUAAAGAAAGUGUACGAGCAUACUCUAAAAGUAAAUACAGAAGGAAUGUUGAUUUUAAAGAAAGUGUACGAGCAUACUCUAAAAGUAAAUACAGGAAGAAUCUUAGCUUUCAAGCAACUGUGCGAACAUUUUCCAAAACCAAAUACAAGACAAACAGAAAAUUUCAGUCUUUUGUCCGUGAUUAUGGUCGUAAUAAAUACAGAAGAAAUACAAUUUUUCAAAAUCAAAUCAAACAGCAUAACAAGAACAAGUACCAAGAAAAUGAAAAUAUCAGUGUAAAUAAAAUUCAAAGAAGCUGUGAGGACUAUGCAUGGUGGCAAAAGAGACGAGAAAAUUUGGAUUUUGCUAUAAGUCAUUUCCGCCAAGAAGUCAGCAGAGGUCCAGAGUAUGUAUGCUGUGUGUGUCAUCGUUUACUUUUCCGAAAACAAGUUGUUGAGUGUAAAAGACUUUGCUAUGAAAACAAAGGAGAGAAAACUGCUGCAUUGGCUGACAGGUGUAUAACACUUAAAUAUUUACAUGUGUGUGAUGUUGAAAGUGAGCAUGAGAACCAUUUGUCUGACAAUCCAUCAAGUACAUUAUGGAUUUGCUAUACAUGCCAUCGGAAAAUACUUUGUGGAAAACUUCCAGACCAGAGUGUUGCCAAUAACAUGUAUUUGGAGGAAAUUCCAGCGGAACUUAAGUGUCUAAACUCUUUAGAGCAUCAUUUGAUUGCACGUCAUAUUCCUUUUAUGAAAUUGCUGUGUUUGCCCCGUGGUCGCCAGAGAGCUUGUCAUGGCCCCUGUGUCUCUGUUCCUAUCAAUAACGCAGAUGUAACAAACAUACUUCCGAGACAUGAAUGUGACGACAAAAUGAUAAGAGUAAAACUGAAAAGAAAAUUGACAUACAAAGGGCAUUAUGAGUACAUGUAUGUCCAUACUGACCGUGUCAGAUAUGCUCUGAAAUAUUUAAUGACACACAAUAAAUUGUAUGAUGAUGUGAAGUUCAAUGAAGACUGGGUCAAUACUCUGAAUGAAACUGAUGAUACUGAGAAAGAGGUAUAUAACAAAGGUGAAACAGUAAAAGAAAGUAAUGAAGACAAUACUCCUGAAGAGCCACCAGAGGAAGAUUUGACAUAUAUUGAAGGACAGAAUGGACUUUUGUCAGAUACAUCCUUACAGCCGGUUGAUCUGGGUUCAGAGAUAAUUGAUCAGCAUUUCCAGGACAUCCUAAAUGUGGCACCAGGUGAAGGCAACAGUCCUGUUAGAUUGCUAACAGAUCAAACCAAUGAAGCAAAAUGUUUCCCUGUCCUCUAUCCUACUGGUGGGCCUACUUUACAUACUGAAAGAGAAGAAAAAAUAACUUUGUCACGUUACCUGAAUGCACGCAUACUCAAUGCCGAUGGCCGUUUCGCACAGAACACAGACUUCAUUUUUUAUGCACAGUACAUAUCAGAAGUUAAUCAAGUUGUGUCUAGUGUUUCAGUUGCAUUACGCAAAGGUGAAGGUUUGUCUAUGAAAAAGAUGACACAAGACAUGCUAACAAACUCAGACUCGCUACGUCAAAUAUUACGUAAUAAUGAAGGAUACAAGUUCUUAAGAGGAAUUCGUGGCACACCUCCAUACUGGAUGUCAGUACAGAAAGACCUUUUUGCCAUGAUAAGACAGCUUUCCAUACCCACUUUCUUUGCAUCUUUCAGCUCUGCUGAUUUGAGAUGGCCUGAAAUGCUGAACUCUAUCCUGAGAAUAGAAGGAAAACAAUUAAAUGUUGAUGAGCUUGACUGGUCGGAAAAAUGUGGUCUUAUACGACGCAAUCCUGUCACAGCAGCAAGAAUGUUUGAUCACAGGUGGCAUUGUUUUCUGCGUGAUGUAAUCAUGUCUCCAGCUGAACCCAUUGGGAAAAUAAAAGACUUCUUUUACCGUGUUGAAUUUCAACAACGUGGUUCACCUCAUGUCCACUGUCUUUUUUGGGUUGAGAAUGCUCCUAAGAUUGACAAAGAAAGUGAUGCUGAAGUAGCACAUUUCAUAGAUACCUACAUCACUUGUGAGACUCUACCUGAGACUGACCCAGAGCUUUAUGAGACUGUGAAUUGUGUGCAGAAACACAGCACGAGACAUUCCAAGACAUGUCGUAAGAAAAACACAGUGUGCAGAUUUAAUUUCCCACGACCACCAUCCAACCAUACCUUUGUCACAAGAGGAGGUAACUCAGAGGACUUGAAUGGCAAAGAUGAAAAUACAAGUGGAACUGGAAUUAUGAAGAAAGUCAAAACUGCGUUGACAAAGCCUGAUAUGAAUUUCAGUUCAGCAGAUGUAUUUUUUGAGUCUAUUGGAAUUGAUCAAGGUUUGUUUGAAAGAGCAUACAACAUAUGUUCCAAAAAGAAAAACAUUGUGCUAAAGCGAAGUCCAAAAGACAUUUGGGUAAAUCAGUACAACAAAGACUUAUUGCGUGCAUGGCAAGGCAAUAUGGAUAUUCAGUAUGUCACAGAUGCUUUUUCAGUAGUGGUAUAUAUACUGACAUAUUGUAUCACAAAAGCAGAACAAGAAAUGGGAUUGCUGUUACAACGUGCACAAAAUGAGGGAAUGCAUGGGAAUCUUGAUGCAAAAGCAGCAUUCAAACAGCUGGGAAGUGUAUAUCUUCACAACAGAGAAGUCUCAGCCCAAGAGGCAGUGUAUCGAUUAACACAUAUGCACUUGAAAGAAUGCUCUCGUCAAGUACAGUAUAUACCUAUUGGAGAGAACCCUGUUAGGAUGAGUUUGCCUUUGCACAUACUCCAAAAUAAAUCUCAACAUCAAGUGAGUGAUGAUGAAAACAGUCUUUGGAUGACCAAUAUAGUUGAAAGGUAUAAGAACAGACCCAGGACAGCACCAUUAGAAAGUCUAUGCCUUGCCAGUUUUUGUUCUGAAUAUAGAGUACUCUCAAAGUCACAAGUUUCCACUGCAAAAAAUUCAGAUAACAUAAUCAAGCUAAACAACGACUGUGGAUUUUUGAAGCAAAGGACCCGAACUGAACCUGCUGUUGUGAGGUAUCCCAGAUUUUCUCCCACAAAAAACCCAGAAAAGUACUUUCAUUCGUUAUUGCAACUUUUUUUGCCAUAUUAUGAUGACAUUCACCUUAAGCCGUCACAGUUUGUUUCCUACGAGGAUUUCUACAAAAAUGGUGCAGUAAAAUGUGGCAGUGAUAUUCAAAGAGUGCAGUUAAUUGUUGAUUCUAACAAAGCUUUAUUUGAAAAAGAAAGCGAUGAAAUCGAUAAAGCCAAACAGUUGCUGGAAGACGACAUUGACUUGGAAGAUGCCUGGGCUCAAAUAUGUCCUGAAACUGAAAACGAGCGUCUUUAUUGUUUAGAACUGAUGAAAGAUAAGGUCAUGCCUGAUGACGAUGAUGAUGAGGAACUCAUUCCGGAUCUGUCAGCACGCCCACAAACCACAUGUACUCUUGAAACAAAUCAUGUGACAAUGCCCAGAGAGGAUGCAUUGCAUUUACUACGGUCAUUAAACGAGGAGCAGUCUGCAAUAUUAUAUCAUGUUCGUCAGUGGUGUUUAGAUAAAUUGCUUGGACAAAAUCCUGAACCAUUUCGAUUGUUUAUUACAGGUGGAGCAGGAACAGGGAAAAGCCAUUUAGUCAAAGCAAUACAUUAUGAAUCCUCUAGACUGUUAUCUCAACUUGCUGAAAGUCCUGAUGAUGCCACCGUCAUUUUAACAGCAUCAACCGGUGUGGCUGCAUAUAACAUUGGUGCAACAACCAUUCACAACACAUUCUCCAUCGGUGCCAAUAUCAGAUUGCCAUAUCAACCUCUAAGUGAUGAUAAAGUAAAUUCUUUAAGAACCAAAAUGGGCAACUUGCAAAUUCUCAUCAUUGAUGAAGUGUCCAUGGUUGACCACCGCCUUCUAGCCUAUGUUCAUGGUAGAUUGCGUCAAAUCAAGCAGACUGGUGAUUACUCUGUUUUUGGAAAAGUCUGCAUUGUUGCUGUGGGUGAUUUCUAUCAGUUGCCACCUGUAAAAGGCACUCCUCUCUUUGCUGAUAACAACGGAGCCAACUUGUGGGACAACAACUUUGAAGUUGCAGAACUAACUAAAGUAGUCAGACAGCAAAAUGCAACCUUUGCGGAAAUGUUGAAUCGCCUGAGAGUUCGUAAAAAGAAAGAAGCUCUAAGUAGCCAUGAUGUUCUCACAUUAAAGCAGUGCGAAACAGGUGAAGAAUGUAGUGACAUUCACAUAUUUGCUACAAACGCAGAGGUUGAUAAAUAUAACAUCCAGAGACUGCAACAGACCUGUCCUGACGCAAUCAGUAUACCAGCUCAAGAUUUUGUCCGUAAUCCUAAAACUGGAAGAAUGGAACAGAAAGUAGGCUUUCACACAAACAUUUUCAAUUCCUGUUUGUCGGAUUGUGUUUCAUUGGGAAUUGGAGCAAAAGUGAUGUUGAAGAAGAAUAUAGACGUGUCUGAUGGUCUUGUCAAUGGAGCAUUUGGAACAGUUGUCCACAUCAGUAAACGUCAACAAGAUGAUGAUUUACCCACAACUAUUCAUGUAGAAUUUGACGACCCAAAUGUUGGCAAGAUUCAGAGAUCAAAAUCAAAUGUGAGGUUUUCUGAACGUUCAACGCUAAUUGAGGUAGAAGAGGACAAAGUCACAAAUGCUGGUGGAGUACGCCGUCAAUUUCCCCUCAGACUGGCUUGGGCAUGCACAGUUCACAAAGUCCAAGGACUCACUGUUGAAAAAGCUGUUGUAUCACUAAAAAAGAUUUUUACUGCCGGGCAAGCAUAUGUUGCUUUGAGUCGUGUGAAAACUCUCAGUGGACUGAUAAUUGAGGACUUUAAAGAGUCAAGCAUAUAUUGCAAUAACAAAAUAGACAUGGCAAUGAAAAGCUUGCCUCUGUUUACAUUUGAAAAGUCUGUUUUCUCUAAUGUUAACCAUACAUGUACACUAGCACUUCACAAUAUACAGAGUCUGAAAGCUCACUUUCAAGAUAUUUCUUCCCAUAAAACUCUAAUGAAAGCUGAUUGUAUUUGCCUAACUGAAACAUGGCUCAAUGUAGGCACUGAAGAAUUACCAGAACUUCCAGGAUUUCGCUUCAACCACAAUCCAAGAGCAAACUGUUACGAUGACACAGAGCCCCUCUUUACAGAACUGAAACAACAACAAAGAGGUGGAGUUGGUAUGUAUUAUUCAGACAACAUUGACAUUAAUGUUUUGAUUCCAGAACAAUGCAAUUUAGAAUGUUUGUAUUUUGCAAUACCUCAUGUAGAUUUGACAGGUGCCGUGUUGUACAGGCCUAGCACUUAUAAAAUUGACGUGUUUCGACAACAGCUGUUAAAGGUUAUCUGUGAACUUGAGAAGCAUCCAGGGAAGAGAGUUAUCAUGGGAGACUUUAAUGAGGAUGUCUUUGUAUCAUCUACAAUUCUAAAGUUAAUGGAACAACAUGGAUACACUCAACAUGUCCAAGCAGCAACAACUGAAAAAGGUACGCUAAUAGACCAUGUAUACAUUAAAGGCACAGAAGAUGUUAUUGUUGAAGUUGUACAGACAUACUACAGUUUUCAUGAAGCAAUACUUAUUUCCCUCAUGUAAUAUGUUCAUAAUUGAUCUGUAAGAUAUUGACCAUUAAGAUACUUUCUGUAUGUGUUUUAUAUAGGAUCAUUUACAUAUAAGAUUACGUCAAAUACCGUCCACAUAGUCUUGGGUGGGAAUGGGGGUGGUUGCAAGGAGAGCAUAACAUUGGACGGCUCCUUAAGGGGAUGGUAUGGGUAUAUAUAACAGACACAGGGAAUUAAAUUAGUCAUUCAUUGAGACAGUCAAAAUAUUACUUUCUUUUAAAUUCUUUUUUUUUAUACAAUGCAAUGUUAAAUUGUACAUAGUUAUUGUGUUUUAUUAAGAAUGUUAAACUAGACUUGAAAUACAUUUCUUAGAGUUAACUUUUAAUUUAAUGUAUUCUUCCAAAAGAUUUUGGACUUAUGGAGUUUACUUGGUUAGACAUUAUUUUUAUUAGAUUUUUCUCCAACAUCUUACUAAAUAUUACAAUUGAAUUUGUGAA